This is a messenger RNA of Apis florea (little honeybee), 1760 nucleotides long. RefSeq names its product Death-associated inhibitor of apoptosis 1. Gene Ontology annotation, molecular function: cysteine-type endopeptidase inhibitor activity involved in apoptotic process; ubiquitin protein ligase activity. Gene Ontology annotation, biological process: negative regulation of apoptotic process; positive regulation of protein ubiquitination; regulation of cell cycle. The record is from RefSeq and is a predicted model, not a curated record. NCBI's taxonomy places the organism in Eukaryota, Metazoa, Arthropoda, Insecta, Hymenoptera, Apidae. Gene Ontology annotation, cellular component: nucleus; cytoplasm.
CAAGAGUAAGGUUGGAAGUGACGGUGAAAUAUAUAAUUCAAAAUUAAGUAAUUUUGACUUAUAUCGGAAGUGAAAUUCAAAUAUUUAUUUCUUCUACUGAAUAGUGCAUAUGCAGUGAGAAUUAGUUUGUGUAAUUUUAUAUAACUUUCCUCAUUUACAUAUGCUUCAGUAAUAAGAUCAGUGAUCGAUAAUAAGAUUGAUAAAGUUCAUGUGCAUAUUCGUGCGUGUAUAAAGUGUGUCUUAUUUUGCAGUUAUUUUAAUAGCUUAUCAAAUUUUUCUAAUAAUGGCUGAUAUCAAGCUCAAAAAUUUUAAAAAUGAUUCAAAUUUCAAAACUGCAACAAAUGCAUAUUUAACAUCACCAAUUUUCAUAACAUCUCAUAUAUCAAAUGAUGAAAUAGAUAAUAUCGAUUAUCAUUUUGAAAUAGCAAGACUUCAAAGUUUUAAAAAUUGGCCUGUGUCAUAUAUAGAACCUAAAAAACUUGCAGCUGCUGGAUUUUAUUAUACGGGUGAAUGUGAUAAAGUUAGAUGUUUUGAAUGUCAAGUUGAGAUAUGUCAAUGGGUGCGAGGUGAUAUUCCAAUGGUUGAUCAUGAGAAAUGGUCAGCAAAGUGUAGAUUUAUUUGUAAAAUAAAUUGUGGUAAUGUACCAAUAGAUCCUAAUACAAUGGUACAACCAAGAAGUAGUUCUUAUUUAGAACAUCAGCUUACAUCUAGUGUUGAUGAUUAUUCAACUGAAUUACAAUUGCCAAGAAUUGUUAAACUUAGCUGUUUAAAUUUGGAAGAACCUAAGAAACCUGCAUAUCCUGAAUAUGGUAGUUAUGAUGCAAGGCUAAACACAUUUUCAACAUGGCCAAGCUUCAAGCUACAAACAAAGGAACAAUUAGCAGAUGCAGGUUUUUAUUAUACAGGAAAAGAUGAUCAAACCAUAUGUUAUUAUUGUGCAUGUGGUUUAAGAGACUGGGAACCAGAAGAUAAACCUUGGGAACAACAUGCAAAGUGGUUUCCUAAAUGUUAUUAUUUGUUAAUGGUUAAAGGACAAGAUUAUGUGAAUAAAAUAACAGGCCAACAUAUACCUUCACCUUCUACACAAGAAACAAGAUGUACGGAUAGCAAUUCAGAAUCAAGUUAUCAAAAUAAUAGUAUAGAACCUAGUAUAAGCAAUAUAGAAUCUAUAACAGAGAAUAUGUCAAAUAGAAAAGUACAAAAUAAUAAAUCUGCAGAUGAUGCAAGGAUAUGUAAAAUUUGUUACAAUGAAGAACUAGAAGUAGUAUUUUUACCAUGUGGACAUGUGAUUUCUUGUGUAAAAUGUUCUUGUGAUAUGAAAUCUUGCGCAAUAUGCAGAAAACUUAUUACAAAGACUGUACGGAUUUUUUUCUCAUAGUAUUCUAUAUAUACAUUAAUAGUAUUCUAACAAGUAUAGAUAAAAAAUCAUUGCAAUAUAUUUAUGAUGAUACUUUUAAUUAUUUUUAACAAAUCGUUUUAAUAUGAAAGAUUUAUAAUCCGUCCAACAAAUAAAAUCAGUAUUAAAGAAAACAUUCAGAAUUCAAAAUAUGUGAUAUAUUUGAUGAUUUCAAUUCAGUUUUUUGCAUUCAAUUAUUAACUGGUUGUGGACAUACAAAAAAAUAUGUUUUACUGUAGAUUCACAGCUUUAGUCAAUUAUUGAUAAGAAAAAUCUUUAAUAUUAAAAUAAGAAAUUAUUAAUUAUUUAAGGUAUAUUUUAUAUUUUUAUUUAUCGAAUUAUUAAAGUUAAUGUUUUUAAAAUA